Molecule: messenger RNA, 1730 nt
Organism: Lytechinus variegatus (green sea urchin)
Lineage: Eukaryota; Metazoa; Echinodermata; Echinoidea; Temnopleuroida; Toxopneustidae
Gene: trmo
Product: tRNA (adenine(37)-N6)-methyltransferase-like
Exons: 5
Coding region: 62-1342 (426 amino acids)
Source: RefSeq, a predicted model, not a curated record
UUGCCAUGGGAUCUUUAGGAAAAAGUAUCUUGCCUUCAAGCGCCAGCUAGCUCAGAUAGACAUGUUACAGCACCUUACCAGGCUAAGACGUUCUCUGUUCACGAUUCCUGACAUCAUUCGAAGCAUGUCUAACUUGGGUCAAAGUUCAGUCAACUCUGCAGCGAGGAGAUGCUCAACAGAUACCUCUGAAGCUCACUCCCAGCGGCCAUCGGUCUCCUCCGGUACUCUCAGUCUCACGUCUCCCAUCGGUUAUAUCCGCUCUUGUUUCAAGAGCAAGAACGGGACACCAAGGCAGCCGUCGGUCUGUGGCUAUGCCAGGGCAAAGCUUCAAAUCCUCAAGUCUGUUUUUGUCUGCCCGGAUCACUCCCUGGAUGGCUUAUCUCAGUUCUCUCAUGUCUGGAUUCUCUUUGUGUUCCAUGAGAACAGCCAAGAGAAAUUCACCAAAGCCAAAGUGAAACCUCCAAGACUGAAUGGAAGAAAGGUUGGCGUUUUUGCAUCCAGGUCUCCCCAUAGACCAAACCCUAUAGGACUCACUCUGGCAAGACUAGACAAAGUGGAAGGAAACACGCUGUACUUGUCUGGUGUGGACAUGAUAGACAGAACUCCAGUCCUGGAUAUCAAACCUUACGUUACUGAUUAUGACAAUCCUAAACAAGCUUCUACCAGAACUGCUGAUAAUGCUCACAUGCAAACACCAUCAGAAAUACAGCUUGGUGGUGCCUCAGGGGUUCUUAGUGAAAUGCAGGAAACACAAUGUGGUUUAGAAUCUUCCCAAGCAAACUGUGUUAGCCUACAGACUGAUCAACCAGAAGAACGCUCUAAGGACAGUACUCGAUGUCCUCGGCAGUCAAUCAACGUAGUCAAGUUAAAUAGUCACAUAAAUGAUAGGUCAUCAGACUCAGAUACAAUCAAGAGUGAAGAUGGCAGCAGAACUACUGAGAGCAUUGAUGGUUCUGAAGACAACAAAAAUGUUGUGAGAGUAGCUGACUGGGUAGGAGCUCCUCCGAUCAAGAAACUCGCUGUUCGGUUUACUCCAAGUGCUGAGGCUCAGCUUGCUUCAUUCUGGAGAAAUCCUGAUUUGGAUCACAAGCUGGAAUUUCUUGACAGCUAUGAUGAAGCUCACCAGGCAGUAGAGGACAUCCUUUCGGCAGACCCUCGAUCAGUCUACAGAAGGAACUCAUGCUCCGACAGACUGUACUACUUCACUCUAGACAACCUUCACAUAACCUGUUGGUUUGGUGCAGGAUUCGCAGAAGUUCUUCAGGUGCAGCCGAUUGACCUGGCAGAUAUACCGAAACAGACUGGAGAUGAAAGUGUCGCAACAUUCAAAGUCAAGACAUGAUUGUUGGUUGACUGCCUCUGCUUUGCCAAAAACAAUGCCCGUCUCGUAGUUGCUGGAUUCAUCGAAGUGCUCCAGCCAGCCUCCAAGACUAAGUAAAAUCAACCCCAGAACAGACACAGAUGAUGGCUGGGCAACACUAAAAGAAAACAAGUAAUAUUUGAUCAAUUGCCCAUCCUCCACCAGCCAGUUGUUGAAGGAUUUGCAGAAGUGCUCCAAGUGCAUGUACGUAAUUUGCUCAAAACUCUGACCAGGAAUUAAUCCGAAUUGUUCAUGCAUACAGAAAAAUAUUGUGUUUCGAAGCCUUUGGCAAUGAUUCAUUGAGCUUGUUUUCACUGGAACUGUUAGAACAAGUUUCAGUGCUGAAAACUCUCACAAAACGGUGCCUAGU